AAGAAAGCGGAAGUUGUUGGGUAAUGUGGAAACGGCGUACCUGGCUAAUGUUUAUGUGUGUUAUGGUGUAGAUAUACUCACGCCCAGUCGCGUUAUAACACAGGGCUCACUGAGCUGUAGACAUGGAAGUGCCUUGCUACCUGCCCAAACUACUGUUUGAGCUCAAUGAGCAGCGUAAGCGGGACUUCUUCUGUGACUGCAGCAUCCUUGUCGAAGGACGUGUCUUCAAAGCCCAUCGUAAUGUGUUGUUUGCUGGGAGCGGCUAUUUCCGAGCUCUUCUGGUUCACUAUCUGCAGGAUAAUGGACAGCGCUACAGCACAGCAUCAUUGGACAUUGUGACGGCUGAUGCCUUCUCUAUUAUCCUGGACUUCCUUUACUCUGGCCGCUUGGCCCUGAACAGAAGCAAUGUCAUUGAGGUGAUGUCGGCAGCCAGCUACCUGCAGAUGACUGAUCUGGUAAACUUCUGUAAGGGAUACAUCCGCUCAUCUUUGGAAAUAUGCAACAAGGAGAAGGAAAGGAACACAGAGAAGGAGAACCAGGCACAGGAUGGAGGGAUGGGUCCCGCAGACAGCGGCACUUCUGCUGCUGCUGUCUCUGGCUGCGCAGAGGCCGGGGAGCCUCAUUCACAGGUCGCAGAGGCAGAUAGGGGGUCGGGUUUAGGUACAGAGACUGUGACCUUGGCUAGAACCCCCUUGUCUGUCCCCGUCACCACAACUCCAGGCACCAGUAGGGAUAUAGACAGUGACUACCAUUCCAGGGAGGAAUUCAGAUCUGGUAGCGAAGGACAGAAGGGACAUAUGGAUCAGACUAACCUCUCAUCGUCUUCAUCAUCUGUUUUGACCCUGGAGUUAGUGAACCCCAAGAUAGAGUAUGACCCUGAUGAGGAGCUUAUGGAGUCCCCUGACACAAAAGACCUGGCCUCGUAUCCUGGGCCCUCUCUCCAUAACUCCCAUCACAGUAGGCUACUUCCCCCAAGUCCAUCUCCCUCCAGUGAGCGCUCGCCCUUGGGAUACAGCCCUUCCUUUAAUUCCAGGCAGCUGAUGGAGAUGUUGGCCAGAGGUGAAGGCCCCAGUCCUCUCGUGGACAGAGUGGGGCAGCGCUUUAACCAAGGACUAAGUAGCAGCACGGGAGGAGGCCGAAUGGAUGAAGGUUUAGGGUUUGUGGGAUCAUCUAUCAUGGAGAUCCAGUCUGAUUGGCUUGGAGAGGACACAGGUGAUGGUUUGGUAGUGCCAGUGAAACUCCACAAGUGCCCUUUCUGCCCUUACACUGCGAAGCAGAAGGGAAUCAUGAAGAGACACAUACGUUGCCACACGGGAGAGAGGCCCUUCCCCUGCCCCAUGUGUGGCAAGCGGUUCACAAGACAGGAGCACCUCCGCAGCCAUGCACUCAGUGUCCACAGACACUACUGGCCGGUGUCAUGUAAGAGCUGCAGGCGAACCUUCACCGGACCCAGUGUUUCACCAGGACUCAGGCGCUUCGGCAUCUGCGACAGCUGCAACUGCGUGACCACCACUCAUGAUGAUGCCGCCCCUGCUCACCCCUCCAGCCAACCAGAGCCUAUGGAUCGUGCAGACGGGGGUACUGAUUGGUCCAGUUUUAUGGAUGAUGUAGAUGAGGUGGAGGUCGGCCGAGUGGAGGACUUGGUUGAGAAACAGAUGCUUGAAAGGCAGCUGGCUGUCUGCACUGAUGUAGGUCACACACUGUGAAUUUGUGGCCCACUGUACUGAGGAAAACCAUUCCUUGAACUGUUCUACUGUUUGGGUCAAGCGUGGCCAUGCUGUUAUUGAUUAUUGAAAUUAUUAUUGUAUGAUGAUCAUGUUUUUUAAGAUGAUUUAUUAGGGCAUUUCUGCUUUUUUUGAUACUGUGAGUAGAAAGGGACAGGAAAGGAGAGAAAGAGACUAUAACAUGCCGCAACAUGAAGCCAGUCCGCUGUGGUAAGGCUUGACAUGUGGUACGCAUUCUACCGCAUGGCUUUGUUGAUCACUUCCAAAUUUCUCUGUAUGUUGUCUAUAAAGAGAACAUUGCUGUCAAAGUUAUAGUUUUCUGGUUUCUCCCAACGUCACAGAGGAUGAGCAAAGUUGCCUGUUCCAUGUCAUGUCCAAAAUGAUUAAAGUACGCUGAUCAAAUGAGCCCUGUGGUUAUAAUGGAGCCAUUGUGGGUGUUGUCACAAUAAAUGUGUUCUG
Molecule: messenger RNA, 2183 nt
Organism: Chelmon rostratus (copperband butterflyfish)
Lineage: Eukaryota; Metazoa; Chordata; Actinopteri; Chaetodontiformes; Chaetodontidae
Gene: zbtb8b
Product: zinc finger and BTB domain containing 8B
Exons: 5
Coding region: 123-1706 (527 amino acids)
Biological process (GO): regulation of transcription by RNA polymerase II
Molecular function (GO): RNA polymerase II cis-regulatory region sequence-specific DNA binding; protein binding; DNA-binding transcription factor activity, RNA polymerase II-specific
Source: RefSeq, a predicted model, not a curated record